AUGGCUUUGGUUCCCCAGCCUCCCGCCUCUGCUCGUCAGUUUGGCGCCGAGGAUGACGGCCUCGUCUGCCUCGAGCUUGAGGAUGGCUCCUCCUUCCAAGGUUACAGCUUUGGUGCCCAGAAGAGCAUUGCUGGAGAGCUGGUCUUCCAAACGGGUAUGGUGGGCUAUCCCGAGUCCGUGACGGAUCCUUCGUACCGUGGCCAAAUCCUCGUCAUCACUUUCCCUCUCGUCGGAAACUAUGGUGUCCCCUCGCGCGAGGCCAUGGAUGAGCUCCUAGGCGAUCUGCCUGCUCACUUCGAGUCUAGCGAGAUCCACAUUGCUGGUCUCGUUACAGCUUCAUAUGCUGGCGAGGACUUUUCUCACUUCCUUGCCACAUCUUCUCUCGGCACAUGGCUCAAGGAGCAGGGCGUUCCCGCCAUGUACGGCGUUGACACCCGUGUCUUGACCAAGAAGAUCCGUGAGAAGGGUAGCAUGCUGGGAAAGAUGCGCCUCGAGACUCGCGGCCUUACCAAUGGCUCUGCCAACGGUCAGGUUGAUGGUGCUCUCGCUGCUCUGCCCCUCGACCACUUUGAGCAGGUCGAAUGGGUCAACCCCAACAACAACAACUUGGUGAAAGAAGUAUCUAUCAAGGAGCCCAAGCUCUACAAGCCACCUCCGUCGGUCGCCCGUAAGCACCCGUCAGGGCGUACUAUCCGUGUUCUGUGCCUCGAUGUCGGUAUGAAGUUCAACCAGCUAAGGUGCUUCCUCAAGCGUGGUGUCGAAGUCCUUGUUUGCCCUUGGGACUAUGAUAUCGCCGGUGCCAUUGACGACUUUGAUGGUCUUUUCCUCUCCAACGGUCCCGGUGACCCCGCCGUGCUCGAGACCACCGUUAAGAACAUCGCUACCGUCCUCGAGAAGAACGAAAUCCCCGUCUUCGGUAUCUGCUUGGGUCACCAGCUCCUCGCCCGUGCUGCUGGCGCCACCACCAAGAAGAUGAAGUUCGGUAACCGAGGUCACAACAUUCCUUGCACCAGCAUGGUCACUGGAAAGUGUCACAUCACUUCUCAGAAUCACGGUUUCGCUGUCGAUACUGACAGCCUGACCAACGGCUGGAAGGAGCUCUUCGUCAACGCCAACGACGGCAGCAACGAGGGUAUCUACCACACUGAGAAGCCUUACUUCAGUGUGCAGUUCCACCCUGAGAGCACUCCUGGUCCUCGCGACACCGAGUUCCUCUUCGAUGUCUUCAUCAACACUAUGGCCAACUGCGCUGAGAAGCCUGAGCUCCUCAAGACCCCCGUCCACUUCCCCGGCGGCACCAUCGAGGAGAACGAGCGCCUUCACCCCCGUGUCCACGUCCGCAAGGUCCUGGUUCUCGGAAGUGGUGGUCUCAGCAUCGGACAGGCUGGUGAAUUCGAUUACUCUGGUUCUCAGGCUAUCAAGGCUCUGAAGGAGGAGGGCAUCUACACCGUCCUCAUCAACCCCAACAUCGCCACUAUCCAGACCUCCAAGGGAUUGGCUGACAAGGUUUACUUCCUUCCUGUCAACGCCGACUUUGUCCGAAAGGUCAUCCAGUACGAGCGUCCCGAUGCCAUCUAUGUCACCUUCGGUGGACAGACUGCCCUUCAGGUCGGUAUCCAGCUCAAGGAUGAGUUCGAGUCCCUUGGUGUCAAGGUUCUUGGUACACCCAUCGACACUAUCAUCACCACUGAGGAUCGUGAGCUCUUUGCCCGCAGCAUGGACUCCAUCGGCGAGAAGUGUGCCAAGUCCGCUUCUGCCAACAACAUUGACGAGGCCAUGCACGUCGUCAAGGACAUUGGCUUCCCCGUCAUUGUGCGUGCCGCCUACGCCCUUGGUGGUCUCGGCAGUGGUUUCGCCAACAACGAGGACGAGCUUCUCGACCUCUGCAACAAGGCUUUCGCCGCCAGUCCCCAGGUUCUCAUUGAGCGCAGUAUGAAGGGCUGGAAGGAGAUCGAGUACGAGGUUGUCCGUGAUGCUCAAGACAACUGUAUCACCGUUUGUAACAUGGAGAACUUUGAUCCCCUGGGUAUUCACACUGGUGACUCUAUCGUUGUCGCCCCCUCCCAGACCCUGUCCGACGAGGACUACAACAUGCUGCGAACAACAGCUGUCAACGUCAUUCGCCAUCUUGGCGUCGUCGGAGAGUGUAACAUUCAGUACGCCUUGAACCCAUUCUCCCGCGAGUACUGCAUUAUCGAGGUCAACGCUCGUCUGUCCCGAUCCUCAGCUCUCGCCUCCAAGGCCACUGGUUACCCUCUUGCCUUUAUCGCUGCUAAGCUUGGUCUCGGCAUUCCCCUCAAGGAAAUCAAGAAUUCAGUCACCAAGUCCACCUGUGCCUGCUUUGAGCCCUCGCUCGAUUACUGUGUGGUCAAGAUGCCCCGAUGGGAUCUCAAGAAAUUCACUCGUGUGUCCACACAGCUUGGUUCCUCCAUGAAGAGUGUCGGCGAGGUCAUGAGCAUUGGUCGAUCUUUCGAGGAAGCCAUCCAGAAGGCUAUCCGUGCCAUUGACUUCCACAACCUCGGUUUCAACGAGACCGAGGCCCUCAUGAGUAUUGAGGAUGAGCUCCAGACCCCCUCCGACCAGCGUCUGUUCGCCAUUGCCAACGCCAUGCACGAGGGUUACACCGUCGACAAGAUCUGGGAGCUCACCAAGAUCGACAAGUGGUUCCUCACCAAGCUCAAGGGUCUCAGCGACUUCGCCAAGAGAAUGACCGGCUACAGCACCACCGACAUUAGCACCAGCCCAUCCAUCCUCCUCCAGGCCAAGCGUCUCGGUUUCAGCGACCGUCAGCUCGCCAAGUUCUGGAGCUCCAACGAAAUCGCCGUCCGCCGCAUGCGACUCGAAGCCGGCAUCCAGCCCUUCGUCAAGCAGAUCGACACCGUCGCUGCCGAGUUCCCUGCCUUCACCAACUACCUCUACAUGACCUACAAUGCCUCCGAGCACGACGUCAACUUCGACGAUCACGGUGUCAUGGUCCUCGGUUCCGGUGUCUACCGAAUCGGUUCCUCAGUCGAAUUCGACUGGUGUUCAGUCAGAGCCAUCAGAACACUCAGAGCAACAGGUUUUAAGACAAUUAUGGUCAAUUAUAAUCCUGAGACGGUAUCCACUGAUUACGAUGAAGCUGAUAAGCUUUACUUUGAGAACAUUAACCUUGAGACUGUUCUUGAUAUUUACCAGCUUGAGAACUCGAGUGGUGUUUUGGGCGCUAUGGGUGGACAGACGCCCAACAACAUUGCUUUGCCUCUGCACCGUGCUGGUGUCAAGGUGUUGGGUACUUCUCCUGAGAUGAUUGAUAACGCUGAGAACCGAUACAAGUUCUCUCGUAUGUUGGAUCGCAUUGAGGUUGACCAGCCUACUUGGAAGGAGCUUACUAGCUUUGCUGAGGCUCAGGACUUCUGUAACAAGGUCUCUUACCCUGUGCUUGUCCGACCUUCUUAUGUUCUUUCUGGUGCUGCCAUGAAUACAGUUUACUCUGAGAAGGAUCUUAAGAACUACUUGGACCAGGCUGCUGAGGUUUCUCGAGAGCACCCUGUCGUUAUCACAAAGUACAUUGAAAACGCCAAGGAGAUUGAGAUGGAUGCUGUUGCCAAGGAUGGUAAGGUCAUUGGUCACUUCAUCUCUGAGCACGUUGAGAACGCUGGUGUUCACUCUGGUGAUGCUACUCUUAUCCUGCCUCCUCAGGAUUUGGAGGCUACUACCAUCGAGCGUAUUGAGGAGGCUACUCGCAAGAUUGGUGCUGCUCUUAACGUCACUGGUCCUUUCAACAUUCAGUUCAUUGCCAAGGACAACGAUAUCAAGGUUAUCGAGUGUAACGUCCGUGCCUCGCGAUCUUUCCCCUUCGUUUCCAAGGUUAUGGGUGUUGAUCUGAUCGAGAUGGCUACCAAGGCUAUCAUGGGCCAGCCCUUCCAGGCUUACCCUCCCACCGACCUUGCCCCCAACUGUGUCGGUGUCAAGGUGCCUCAGUUCAGUUUCUCCCGUCUCUCGGGUGCUGAUCCUGUUCUGGGUGUUGAGAUGGCCUCCACUGGUGAGGUUGCUUCUUUCGGUGUUGACAAGAACGAGGCUUACCUCAAGGCUUUGAUGUCCACUGGCUUCAAGAUCCCCAAGAAGAACAUCCUCUUGUCCAUUGGUUCUUACAAGGACAAGCGUGAGAUGCUUCCUUCCGUGCAGAAGCUUGAGAAGAUUGGCUACAAGCUGUUUGCCACUUCCGGUACCGCCGAUUUCCUCCAGGAGCACGGCGUUCAGUGUCAGUACCUCGAGGUUCUCGGCAAGGAGGAGGACCGCAGCUCCGAGUUCUCGCUCACUCAGCAUUUGGCCAAGAACACCAUCGAUCUGUACAUCAACUUGCCUUCCAACAACAAGUACCGUCGUCCUGCCAACUACAUGAGUAAGGGUUACCAGACUCGACGUAUGGCUGUUGACUACCAGAUCCCUCUUGUCACCAACGUGAAGAACGCCAAGAUUCUCGUUGAGGCCAUUGCCCGCCACUUCGAGCUCGAGGUAUCCAAGCGCGAUUACCAGACCAGCCACCGAACCGUCGUUCUCCCUGGUUUGAUCAACAUUGCCGCUUUUGUUCCUGGUAUUGCCUCCGCCAACAGCGAUGAUCUCCAGACAGUCACCAAGGCCUCCAUCUCUGCUGGUUUCAGCAUGAUCCGAGUCAUGCCUCUUGGUGUUGAUGGUGCCAUCACCGACGCCAUCACCCUCAACACUGCUCAGCAGAACAGCCGACGAGGUGGUUACUGCGAUUACAACUUCUCCGUGGCUGCUACUUCGGACAAUGCUGACCAGAUCAGCCACGUCACCGGCGAGGUUGGAUCUCUCUUCAUUCCUUUCAACCACCUCUCUGGCAACAUUAGCAAGGUCGCUGCUGUCACUGCUCACUUCGACUCUUGGCCCAACCACAAGCCAAUUGUCACUGAUGCCAAGCAGACCGAUCUGGCUUCCAUCCUCUUGCUUGCCAGCCUUCACAACCGUCGUAUUCACGUUACUUCGGUUACCAGCAAGGAUGACAUCAAGCUCAUCGCUCUCAGCAAGGCCAAGGGUCUCCAGGUUACUUGCGAUGUUUCCAUCUACUCGCUCUACCUCUCCCGCGACGAGUACCCUGAGUGCGAGCGUCUCCCUACCGCUGCCGACCAGAAGGCUCUCUGGGCACACAUGUCUACCAUUGACGUGUUCUCCAUUGGCAGUCUCCCUUACCGCCUGGCUACUUCGCUUGGCCACAAGGGUGAUCCUCACAUGGGUAUUUCCGACGCUCUGCCUCUGCUCCUGACCUCUGUUGCUGAGGGUCGCCUUACUGUCGACGACAUCAAGGACCGUCUCUACACCAACCCCAUGGAGAUCUUUGAGCUUCACGAGCAGUCUGGAACCACCAUCGAGGCCGAGAUCGACCGCCCUUACACUGUGGCUCCUGGCAACUUCUGGUCUCCUUUCGAGGGCCGCCGCAUGCGAGCCUCUGUUCAGCGAGUCACUUUCCAGAACACCACCGUCUGCCUCGACGGUGAGGUUCUUUCUGUCUCGCCUCAGGGCAAGGACAUGUCUUCGCACAUUGCUCCUCCCAUGUCGCCUCCUGUCAAGCCUACCACCUCGAUUGCCCAGACCACUGACUCACCACGAGAUCGCCGACUUUCCAUGCUGGGUGGCUUCCAGCCCCUGAACCGUCUCCGCGGUGUCGAUGCUGUUGGCGCCACUUUGCCUUCGCCCGCUCGUGGUGCUGCCCCUGUUGAUGAGCUUGCCCCUGGCCUUCAGCUUCAGCCUCUGGUCAGCUCUUCGCUCCAGCAGCUCCUGUCUCAGGCUUCGUCAUUCAAGAACGCCCACGUUCUGUCCGUCAAGUCCUACAGCCGAGCUGAUCUCCACCUGCUCUUCACUGUUGCACAGGAGAUGCGUCUUGGUGUGCAGCGUGAGGGUGUCUUGAACAUUCUCCGAGGUCGCGUCCUGACCACGCUCUUCUACGAGCCUUCUACCCGUACCUCGGCGUCGUUCGAUGCUGCUAUGCAGCGUCUUGGUGGUCGCACCAUCGCCAUCUCCACCUCUCACUCUUCCGUCCAGAAGGGUGAGACCCUCCAGGACACCCUCCGCACUCUGGCUUGCUACGGUGAUGCCGUUGUCCUCCGCCACCCCGAGGAGACCAGCGUCCACGUUGCCGAGAAGUACAGCCCUGUUCCCGUCAUCAACGGUGGCAACGGCAGCAAGGAGCACCCUACCCAGGCCUUCCUCGAUCUCUUCACCAUCCGUGAGGAGUUGGGUACUGUCCAGGGCUUGACCAUCACCUUCCUUGGUGACCUGCUCUACGGACGACCUGUGCACUCUCUUGUGUACCUGCUCCGACACUACCAGGUCCAGGUCCAACUUGUUGCUCCCAAGUCCCUGGCUCUUCCUCCCAAGGUCCGCGAGCAGCUUGUCGCUUCUGGUCAGCUCCUCUGUGAGUCUGAGACUCUCACUCCUGAGAUCCUGGCUCGCAGUGAUGUCCUUUACUGCACACGUGUGCAGCGCGAGCGUUUCCCUACAGAGGAUGAAUACCAGCGAGUCAAGAACUCUUACCGCGUGGACAAUGCUUCGCUCAAGCAUGCUAAGAGCUCUUGCAUCGUUAUGCACCCUCUUCCCCGCAACGAGGAGGUUGCUGAGGAGGUUGAUUUCGACCAGCGGGCCGCGUACUUCCGACAGAUGCGCUAUGGCCUCUACUGCCGCAUGGCUUUGUUGGCGUUGGUUAUGGCUGAUUCGUAA
This is a messenger RNA of Fusarium coffeatum, 6717 nucleotides long. RefSeq lists its product as uncharacterized. Gene Ontology annotation, cellular component: cytosol; cytoplasm. Gene Ontology annotation, molecular function: carbamoyl-phosphate synthase (glutamine-hydrolyzing) activity; dihydroorotase activity; aspartate carbamoyltransferase activity. Bases 1 to 6717 code for a protein of 2238 amino acids. The record is from RefSeq and is a predicted model, not a curated record. Lineage: Eukaryota; Fungi; Ascomycota; Sordariomycetes; Hypocreales; Nectriaceae. The transcript is spliced from 3 exons. Gene Ontology annotation, biological process: L-citrulline biosynthetic process; L-glutamine metabolic process; UTP biosynthetic process.